AUGGCUCGACACGUCUCUCCCUUCGAACAGUCGCCCUCCCCGGCGCCGAUGCCACCGACCAAAAGGGACAUACGUCGCAACCGCAUCGUGGAGAAGCUACAAGGCAUGAUCGACGGCUUCUCCUCCAACCAGCAUGCCCACUAUCGCGCCCAGCUACAGGCGCUACAGGUCGACAUGACCCUUGUCUUGCGCGCCGACCCUUAUCCCUCCGGCGCUGGAGACCACAGUGGACUGCUCGACGACUCUGGCGAGGAUAUCAAAAAUCUGAUUGAGCAAACCGGCGCCACCCUCCCCAACGAUGAGGCGGCGCAGCGAGACUUUGCUGCCAUAGCCGGCAGUCGGUAUCGCGAGUUUGUACGGGAGGUGAACGACUGCAUUGAACAAAGAGAUGCAGAUCUGACUAGUCUUCACAACCACUACCACUCCUCCGUUGCCGAGCUCGAUCGGCUCACCCAACACAAGCUUCGCCAGGCAGAAGAAGAGCACAAGGCCCUCACCAGCACCGUGCGCCAGCGCCUCAUUGCGAGCAUCACCAAGAGGCGGCAACAAUUGUUGCGCGACAAGGAGUCGCUCGACAUUGCAGAUAGCAACGCGCUUCUGCUACACCCGAAUCACUUCAGCAUCAACAACCCUGGCUCACCGCCGAGCGGUAUGAAUAGGAAGACAAGACACUUGCGACAUCGGCAGGGUAGUCCGAAUCUAGGGGAUUUGGAGGGCAACGGGAAGAAGAAACGCAAGGCUGGCGCAAUGGAAGACGACGGGAACGAGUCCCCUGCGCCAUACUUGCGAGCUGGUCCAGAUUUGCUAGGUGGUCGAAGUCCCUUCCGAGAGGCGCGGGAUGUCAACAAGUACACGCAAUACGAAGCACCGGCGUACAGCCUGGAGCGCAUCUUCACAGAGAAAGAGUUGGCAUUGGCCACAGACACGGCCAAGCUCGCUACUUGGCGCUACUUCAACCAGCCGCAGGGGCACGAAGCGGGCGGGGUUGACACAGCUGUGCCGUCCAUCACCGACGAGGUGAUGGAAGGGGCAGAGGACGAGGAUGCAGUGGCCGUUGCGCCGACAACAGAGGAGGGAGAUGUCGCAACGCCCGCCUCCGAACCCGCGGCGGCCGAGAUGGAGAGAUCGACGAGCCACCAAGUGCUCACUCGUGGAGGCGCACGGGCAAAUCCACUGGCCGCGCUGAACGACCUUGCCGCGGCGGCGACAUCUGAACGAGCAGCAGCCGGCGGCAUGGGACUGACAAACAGCAAAGACCCUUUCGCACCCGUCAUCCCCUUGCACCACGCCGUCACGCGAUCCGAGAAGAGUGGCGCACCGGCGCCGACGGGAGUCAGCCACCUCGACAUGGACAACGACUUCGCCAUGAUGCGACACAGCGCCUCCCGCGCGCACCCUGCCGCUGACGGCGCCGAAGACGCACCGGCGAUGCAGCUCGACAUAGACGAAGAAGACGAAGAGAUCGCGGCACGUAUGCGCCGUGAGCUCCUCGACCAGGCUUUGGGCGAGAGUGGGCCAUCGCAACCCUACCGACUACCCUUGUUGGAAACAGGUCCGGCGGUGAUCGGCAAAGGCGUGGAGCGCAAUCCCGCCACGGGCUUUGCGCCUCUGCUGAGCUUUGAGCGGAAGAUGCGUCAGCAGGCUGCUCCGCCGGGUGCGUCGAUGGCUGCGGCAUUGCAAGGGAAAUUGGGCGGUGAGCCGAUGAGCCGGACAACGAGUGCUGGUGGGGGGAGUGAGAUUGGGGAGAGUGUAGCACCCGCAGUCACGGGGACAGGGCGGAGAGGACGAGGGAGGCUGAUGGCUUGA
Neohortaea acidophila is the source of this 1806-nucleotide messenger RNA. Its product is annotated as Sds3-like-domain-containing protein. Gene Ontology annotation, molecular function: histone deacetylase binding. The coding region runs from base 1 to 1806 and encodes 601 amino acids. The transcript has 2 exons. Lineage: Eukaryota; Fungi; Ascomycota; Dothideomycetes; Mycosphaerellales; Teratosphaeriaceae. Gene Ontology annotation, biological process: negative regulation of transcription by RNA polymerase II. Gene Ontology annotation, cellular component: Sin3-type complex. The record is from RefSeq and is a predicted model, not a curated record.